Molecule: messenger RNA, 2811 nt
Organism: Cheilinus undulatus (humphead wrasse)
Lineage: Eukaryota; Metazoa; Chordata; Actinopteri; Labriformes; Labridae
Product: ubiquitin-conjugating enzyme E2 R1-like
Exons: 5
Coding region: 590-1306 (238 amino acids)
Biological process (GO): ubiquitin-dependent protein catabolic process; protein polyubiquitination
Molecular function (GO): ubiquitin conjugating enzyme activity
Source: RefSeq, a predicted model, not a curated record
CAUUGCCUGUAUUGAAGGGAGAGGGGACUGCUUUCAGCAACAUUCUUCUCUAUGUUAGGGCGACAACAGUCCAAUUUCCGUUUAGUAUCUCGGUAUGUUUUAGUUGUUGGUAUUUUAGAAAAAUAGAUGUUUUCUAUACGAGGCCGACUCUCACAAGAGGUUAGAAACUAUUGGCGCCGCAGUAAGCUCGGCUUUAGCUGGUCGGUUGAGGUAGAGCUUGUUAGCUAGUUUUCAUUAGCCAGCAGCUACCAGUAGAUUUACGGCUUAUAUCCGAGCUUGUCCUGUCAGGUAGAUCAACUAAAGCCAGAGGCGCUCUUCGGCCACAAUGUUUUUGUCAGUUCGGCAAUUUCUGCGGUUUGACAUCGGUAAAUAAGUGUUAUAAUUUGGGGACAUAUCAACAGAACCUUUGUUUGGUUUGUGCGCAGCUCAGCUGGUUUGGCCUGUUUCAUUGUCUCCGUGCGUCGGAAACACUCAAGUUGUUUUUCACCAGGUUGCUCGGCUGACUUCGUGGGGUUAAUUUAACUGAGUCCAGGUAAACAAAACCGUCCGCUUUCGACCCCAGGUAAUCUUAAGGUCUUCGUGGUGCAGAAUGGCGCAACACGACUCCUCUCAUGUAGCCAGUUCACAGAAAGCACUUAUGUUGGAGAUGAAGAGCCUCCAGGAGCAGCCUGUCGAGGGAUUCAAAAUAACACUGGUGGACGAGGCUGACUUGUACAACUGGGAAGUGGCCAUUUUCGGACCACCAAACACUCACUAUGAAGGGGGGUAUUUUAAGGCUCGGAUCAAGUUCCCUAUAGACUACCCAUAUUCCCCACCUGCCUUCAGGUUCCUCACCAAGAUGUGGCACCCAAACAUCUACGAGAAUGGAGAUGUGUGCAUCUCUAUAUUGCACCCUCCAGUGGACGACCCACAGAGUGGAGAACUGCCAUCAGAGAGAUGGAAUCCCACCCAGAAUGUCCGGACCAUUUUGCUGAGUGUGAUCUCACUGCUGAAUGAGCCUAACACCUUCUCUCCUGCCAAUGUGGACGCCUCCGUUAUGUACCGCAAAUGGAGGGACAGCAAAGGCAAGGACCGGGAGUAUGUAGAGAUCAUCAGGAAACAGGUAUUAGCCACAAAGGCAGAGGCUGAGCGUGACGGCGUGAAGGUGCCCACCACACUGGCCGAGUACUGUGUCCGCACACGUGCCCCAGCCCCUGACGAAGGCUCCGACCUCCUCUAUGACUAUUACUAUGACGACGACGAUGUGGAGGACGGGGACGGGGACUGCUGCUAUGAUGAGGACGACUCCGGCAAUGAGGAGUCGUGACAUGCUUUUUAGGCCUCCCCCUUCCCCCAAAUCUAGCUGAUGUAUCGCGACCUUCCUUUUCUGUCUGGGUUUCCAGAAAUUCAAGGUUGAAAAACUAGAACAAUUUAAGGCUUUCCCAAUUCUAAACUCAUGAAAGAGGUGUUUUAUAUGAGUUGAAAAUUGAUGCACCAUUGCAAAAGGUUCAGAUCGGGUUAAUUUCCACCAGCACAAGAGUCAUUGGUUCAUUAAUUUUCCCUGACAGUUUCGUCAUCAUCUUAAUAUCUUACUUUAAAAAAUAUUAACUUUUAGUUUUUCUGUCCCCUUUAUUUUCUCUGGUGUUGUGAGGUUAAUACCACUCUUAACAACAGCAACAUUUGCACUGGUGCAAACGCUUCCAACCUUAGCUCAGCGUCUCUUUCAUAUCUUUUUUUUUUCCCUUAUUGUGACUGUGUUUGUCCACAGGAGUUGGUCUCUGACCAACAGAAGCUUGAGGACAUGAAGCAGUCUGUUUGUGUUGAACUGCAAAUAAGUUGAAACAGACAUUUCCUGUGUUGGACAGGAUGUCACAGGAUGGUGUUUUCAAAGUUCUUGUGCAUGCCAGAGCAUCAUUGGAAGCUUUUCGUCUCUUCUACUGGUGAACUGUUUACCUUCAUCACGAUCUGGUCAAGAGAGACUUCUGUCAUCGGCGAUCCCAGAGAACUUUCUAUCUGCAGGAUCUUGUGGCACGCUGAACCAGUGGGUCAAAUCCUCAUGUGAACAUUUUUCGCUAACAUGAAAUUGAUUGCUGUGUUUUUUUCUGGUUACUGUUGGAUGUGUUUCUCUGUAAUUUUGAGUGUGGGGUUAUGUUAUUUGAAGUAGAUUUAACAGUCAUGUAGGAUGACUUCAGUUUUUAGAGGGACGGGACGGAGGCAAAACUAAUUACCAAUUGGAUUCUCCUCAGGUUUUCUCUCUUAGAAGCCUGACGGAGCCAAAGACCUGAAGGUAUGUAAAAGAAAGCCCAAAACAUUUAUGACUUUUGUUGUAACUUUUGUCUUUGUUUGCUCUCUUGCAACUUUAUUUUAGUCUCUCUCUUUUGGUUUGACAUUAUGCCUGCGAAUGAUUUAUGUGAUGAGAUUUCUGUGUUUAUUUGGCACAGGAGCUUCUGUAGAAAAAGUGUCAGGAGUACUGGUCAGGAUUGACAACGUGUAUGUCAGUGGGGAUGGGGAAGGGUUUUAAUGUGAUUUUUAGAGUGCAUGUGUGUCCUCUUUUGUGUAUGCAGCAGCAAUAUUGAUUGUUUCAUUUACAGAAAUUGGGACUUCAUACUGAAUUUCUCAGGAUAAUGAAUUACAUACAAAACAAUUACAAAAAGCAACCAUUUCUCCUCUUUUAGGUGGUCUUCAGAGUUGGUUUACAGCUUUAACAGGAACCGUAAUUGUUAUGCACAUGUAGCUGUAUGGAUGAUCACCGUAUUGUUCCUUUCACCUGUCUUUUUAUUUUUUAAUUUCUGGCUAUUUAAAGUGGAAAAUAAAGAUUUAUUGGGAAAAAGA